UACAAUCACACACAUUUACACAACUCAUCCGCCAUCACAGUUGCGGUACAGUUUCGCUGUCCGGUUAGGGCGGUUUUUCUCUCUCCAUGUGUGUGUUGUUUUUCCUGGAAACAUUAAGCACCAUCAACACGUGUACCGAUCGCGCCUAAAGCCACAAUGAACCAAGCGAGCCCCGACUCUUUUACACUCGAAUCGUCCUUUCGCGCAGCAACUGUCACGCCGCAUGCGCUUUACCUCACCAACAUUAGCCCAGCUGUGACAAAGAAUCACCUAUCCAACAUGCUCAAUCGAUACGGCACCAUCCUAAGCAUUCUGUACCCGCGAGACGCGCACGGCAAUGGCCUCGGGAUGGCAAAGAUUGAGUACGGCCGGAGGGAUCAGGUGAACCAUGCCGCCGGUCAGCUGAACGGCGUGUGGAUGCUAGGCUGCCGAAUGAACGCGUCCACCAGCUUCAAUCCGUCGCAGAAAUCGGAGGAAGCGAAGAUGAGAGCUAAGCCACCACCUACCUAGCAAACGCGCAAAUCAAAUAAUACAAAAGGCCCAUAGAGGGCCUAAGCAACUGUGGCCUUAUUUAUUAACCUACC
Molecule: messenger RNA, 584 nt
Organism: Anopheles arabiensis
Lineage: Eukaryota; Metazoa; Arthropoda; Insecta; Diptera; Culicidae
Exons: 2
Coding region: 157-510 (117 amino acids)
Molecular function (GO): RNA binding
Source: RefSeq, a predicted model, not a curated record